Orcinus orca (killer whale) is the source of this 7331-nucleotide messenger RNA. It is a transcript of the gene KHNYN, whose product is annotated as KH and NYN domain containing. Gene Ontology annotation, molecular function: mRNA binding; RNA endonuclease activity. The coding region runs from base 562 to 2574 and encodes 670 amino acids. Lineage: Eukaryota; Metazoa; Chordata; Mammalia; Artiodactyla; Delphinidae. Gene Ontology annotation, cellular component: nucleus; cytoplasmic ribonucleoprotein granule. The record is from RefSeq and is a predicted model, not a curated record. The transcript has 8 exons.
GGAGCCAGAGGCCGCAGUGCAGAGCGCAGUCGGGGGGCGGCAGCCGCCAGCGGCUAUGGGCGGGGCCCGGUCCGACCCCUGGGCCCCGCGUGGGGCUCGUGGCCCGACCGAGGGGUGUAGCAGACUGCGGAGGAAGGGGGAGGGGUGGGAGUGGCUAGAACCUUGGAAAUGGCUGACAAGGGACCCAGAGGACAGCCCAGUUCAAGCCCUGGUGAGGAUUCAUCUUUAAGAGGCCGUCUUGGACUCGGAGAUUGCAGAGACCCGGAGGAGAGGGACUCUUUCGUCACCUGUCCCCUCCUUCUGGCCUCCAGACCCAGCUGGAUCUCCCCCCCCCCCGCCGCCCCGCCCCCGCUUCCUGCUCAGGGCUGUGGUCAUUUUCCAAAGGCCACACACCCAUCCCAGAGAGACAGCCUUCCUUGUUUAUCCAUGACUUGUCUCCGGAGAGAAGGCCCUUGUGUCCAGAUAAUCUGACAUUCCCUCCCUAUCCCCAGUCUGGACUGAAGUGCUGGUUACCUCUUGGGUUUACCAGUUUGGUAACUAGGGCUGGGCGGCCAAGGAGCCAUGCCUACCUGGGGGGCUGGCUCCCCGUCCCCUGACCGUUUUGCGGUGUCUGCGGAGGCUGAGGACAAGGUGCGGGAACAGCAACCCUAUGUGGAGCGCAUCUUCAGGGUGGGGAUGAGCGUCCUCCCGAAGGACUGUCCUGAGAACCCUCACAUCUGGCUGCAGCUGGAGGGCCCCAAGGAGAAUGCCAGCAGAGCCAAGGAGUACCUGAAGGGUCUCUGCAGCCCAGAGCUACAGAAUGAAAUUCAUUACCCACCCAAACUGCACUGCAUCUUUCUGGGAGCCCAGGGCUUCUUCCUUGAUUGCCUGACUUGGAGCACAUCAGCCCACCUGGUGCCGGGGGCGCCCGGCUCGCUGAUGGUCAGCGGCCUGACCGAGGCCUUUGUCAUGGUCCAGAGCCGAGUGGAGGAGCUGGUGGAGCGGCUGAGCUGGGACUUUCGGCUGGGGCCAUCCCCUGGAGCCUCUCAGUGUGCUGGAGUGCUGAGAGAAUUCUCCUCUCUGCUGCAGUCCCGGGGGGAUGCCCACACAGAGGCCCUGCUGCAGCUGCCCCUUGCUGUCCAGGAAGAACUGCUGAGCCUGGUGCAAGAGGCAUCCAGGGGGCAGGGGCCCCAAGCAUUCCCGUCCUGGGAGUGGGGGAGCCCAGGUCUGCUGGGUGCUCAGCACCAGGGAGUCAGGAGUCCCCUGAGUGACAGCAGGGAGUCUCUGGACACAGGACCUGCAGGGUGGCAGGAGUCAAGGGGAGAGAGAUGUGCUAUGGAGAAGGAGGGGACAAAGCACGGUGGUCCCAGGGAGAUGGAUUUGGGGUGGGAGGAGUGGCCCGGGGAAGAGGCCUCGGAGAGACAAGUGGCCUUCAGGCCACAGUCAGGAGGAGGAGAGGCAGGGCAGGCAGUGCCUCUGAAAGGGAAGGCCCUGGGGAAGGAGGGGGUGCCUCAGGAAAGAGGAAGGUUCUGGGUCCAGGGCGCACCUCCUGGCACCCAGGGCCCCUGUCAGAAGGCAGCCCAGCCCCGGGGAGCCUCCCUCCUGCAGCGGCUCCAUAAUGGGGAAGCCUCACCUCCAAGAGUGCCCAGCCCCCCACCGGCGCCUGAACCCCCUUGGCACUGCGGAGAUCGAGGGGACAGAGGAGACAGGGCAGACAAGCAGCAGGUCGUGGCUCGAGGUCGGGGGUCUCCGUGGAAACGAGGCACCCGGGGGGGUAAUUUGGUGACUGGCACACAGCGUUUCCAGGAGGCCCUCCAGGACCCUUUCACCCUGUGCCUUGCCAAUGUGCCAGGCAAGCCAGACCUCCGCCAUAUUGUCAUCGAUGGCAGCAACGUGGCCAUGGUGCAUGGCCUCCAGCACUACUUCUCCAGCCGGGGCAUUGCCAUUGCUGUGCAGUACUUCUGGGACCGUGGCCACCGCGACAUAACUGUCUUUGUGCCUCAGUGGCGUUUCAGUAGGGACUCCAAGGUCAGAGAGGGUCACUUCCUGCACAAGCUGCAUUCCCUCAGCCUGCUCUCCCUCACUCCCUCCCGGGUCUUGGAUGGCAAGAGGAUCUCUUCCUAUGACGACAGGUUCAUGGUGAAGCUGGCUGAAGAGACCGAUGGGAUCAUUGUCUCCAAUGACCAGUUCCGGGACCUGGCAGAGGAGUCUGAGAAGUGGAUGGCAAUCAUUAGAGAGCGCCUGCUGCCCUUCACCUUCGUGGGAAACCUCUUCAUGGUGCCUGAUGACCCACUGGGGCGAAAUGGCCCUACACUGGAUGAGUUCCUGAAGAAGCCGGACAGGGCACAGGGAUCUUCUAAGGCGCAGCAUUCUGCCAGGGGCUUCACAGAACACAGUAAUCAGCAGCAGGGGAGAAAAGAAGAGGAGAAAGGCAGUGGUGGCAUUCGGAAGACGCGGGAGACAGAGCGGCUCCGGCGCCAACUGCUGGAGGUGUUUUGGGGCCAGGAUCACAAGGUGGACUUCAUCCUGCAGCGGGAGCCGUACUGCCGGGACAUCAACCAGCUCUCUGAGGCCCUGCUCAGUCUCAACUUUUGAGCCUCACCUGUCUGAGUGACUGCCACCCCGUCAGCUCCAGCCUCAUCCAGCUCAGCUCAUUCUGUGAGGGUCCCUCUGCUGCUCAGACCCUGACCCAGUCUCACCCUGAGUUGGUGCUUUGUGUCAGGGAAGCACCAAGGAAGUGCAUUCGUGUGUGGGGAAUGCUCUUGCCUGGGGCACUUUGGGGACAGGUCUGUAAGGUGACCUGAUCUCACCUUGAGUCAGGACCUCAACCAGCUCUCAGGAGGUUCUGCUCAGCCUUAACUUCUUAACCUUGCUUUAUGCAGGGUUUCUGUAGGGAAUGGGGGCUGCUGGGAAGGGUGGGUCACGGAGAUGGGCACUCUCGGCCCCUCCUCCACGCUGAGCUGGGGAUGGAGGCUAGGGUGGGUGGGAGGGGAAUGUAGAACAGGUGGCCAGGAAGCUAAGCCUUUCCUCCUCCUGGCUGCUGCUCUGAUGGCCAGAGGACAGGACGAGUCCCAGGCCUGGCUGAGCUCCUGGGUGCAUCAAAGGGAAUGCUGGGCCCUGGAAAGGCUAGUGUUACGGGGUCUGGGUCACAGUGGGGCAGCGGGGAGCUGGUGGAGAAGGCAGAGGGAGACUUGGCUUCUGGUCUCAGCUAUGCCUGCCUGUGACCUUGAUUGAUCUUGGUCUUUACUUCCGCCUACAAGUCAGGGGUAAAAAAGCCUGUUGGGAGGAGAGAUGAGAACGUGGAGGAAAGCUCCUUGGAGGAAAGGUACUUGGACCAAGCCUCAGGUGUGUCUGUCUGUGGUUGCACAGGCUUCCUAACCAAAACCUCACUUUAGAGAGCUGAGGGUCCUCUGUCCGCAGGACCUGUGCCCUAGAUGUUUUAACACUGCAUCCUCAGUAUAAUGUGCCCUAUAAUGGCUGCGUCCCUUUUGGGCAACCCCCCUCCCCCGCCAAAUCCACAUUUACAAAACGGUUAAUUAGGGGUGACUGUUUGCAUUACCAGAAAACUCUCAGGGUUCCUUCCUAUCAAUGGCAGCUCUCCUGUUGCAUUCAGGUGUUUGUUUACAGUUGAACGAAUGUGUCAGAAAGUCCGCAGUCCCCAGUUAAUGCACUUGCUCGAGCGUUGAGCAGUCACCAAACCAGUGAAGCCAUGUUCUGCGAGCAAAACGUUCAUGUGACCUGACCCUAGCAUCUUCUUUACAGAACAUAUAUGUUGCAUAAAGCGAGACCCACUUCUGCUCUGUGUGUGCGUGUAUGCGGAUGGGAGGGUUUAUAGAGUUUGUAUCUAGAGGAACCAAUCUGGAAAACGAAAAUGGAAGAAUCAGAGUCAGAAGGUACUUGACUGGCCACCAGACCAGCUGCUGUCACCUCAGGACAUUCUCUUUCCUCUUUGAUUCCUACAGGUCGUUGUCCUGUAUCUGCUUGAAAUCCUCCUGUACAAGGGAAUUUACUACCUCCGAGGCAGCACAUCCAUCCGUGGACAGUACUAGUCAGUCCUUCCUUUAGUGCAUCCCCAAAUAUGCUUUUCUGUUACUUCUACCUUUGAGGCCAGUCAUUCCAUCAGGAACAGUACAGAGCCAGUCAACUUCCUAAAGAGUCCAAAACCAGAUAAAGAAGUGAGACAGGUGUUCCUGGAUUCUGUGCUGUCUGGGCCCUGCAGCAAGUCCCUGGACAUGGCCCUCUUUUUAGGCUGACUUCUGUUCCCUGAGUGGCACAGGGAGUUGAAAUCACCCCAGAUCCUUGUAUCAGCAACUAGCAUGUGGAGCUGAAUGAUGAUGGAGAGGGUCCUAGGGUCCCAGUGUCUUUGCCCCUCCCCAUUGGUGAGGUCCACCACUACACUGCACUGAGCUGGGCUGGGCAGGCGAGUUGGAGAGGCUAGUCGGGGUGGUAAGAGUGAUUCAAGGACAACCCAUAGUCUCCUCAGAAGAAAGGAGAUUGGUUAAUAUGGCCUGAAUUGGGGGCUAGGGGAACUGCUUCUGGUCAAACUGUGGCAGAAACCAGGGUCGAGAAAAAGGGGGAGGCUCCUUGAUGAAUACUUGGGACGCUUUUUCCCUGAAAGGAUUGAGUUUGUAACUUUUGUUAGGUUCCUUGUACCUUUCACUUUCAAUGCUGGUGGGUAUGCAGUGGGCUUCGAGGUAUCUUCUGCCCUUUUGUGCUAGGGAUCCUGGUUGACUUAAGUGGCCCCAGUCAGAUGAGAGGCAAGUCCUUAUCUUUUGACAGUCCUAAGCUUUGCACAGCUUUGUCCUGCUGCAGCCUGAUGAACUGGGGCCAGUGUGUGAUUGCUUUAUCAAUUCACUGCUGUUCAGUGACAGACUGAAGGCUGUCCUGGACUUGGACCUUGUCCCUUCCUCUGCUGGCAUCCUAAUGGCACUGCGUGAAACAAGUAUGCAGGGUGACCACAGAGCCCACUGGAAGUGGAUCACCAUUCUUCUUGCCUCUACCUUUGUCAUAACCUCGUGCCUCAAAUUUGUUGCCAACUCUUUUGGCAAUGGAGGGACCAAGAAGGGAGAUGUUGCACAUUAUAACUUUCAAAACCCCAUGUAAAGUAAAGGGUCUCCUAGGAUGGCACUCCUUGAAAUAAAUUUCAGAACCUAGGCCAAAGAGAUGAGCUGAAGCUAGUGAGAUAAUUUAUCUUUAUUGCCUAAACUGUGGAACAUUCUCUACACAGCAAAAAGGAGAAAUGGGCCAGGAACAGGACAUGCAGGGAAACCAAACUUGGGAAUUUAUUUAGGAGCAGUUGAAGAGGUUAAGGUCCCAACUCGAUGAGACUGCAGCCUUGAAACAGCGGACAGUCUCUAAGUUAAAUAAGGUGAGGCAACAGGACAAUGAGAAAGAGGACUCCCUAAGAACCAGAUGGUUCAGGUUUCAAGCAGAGGAGAACCUGAGCUCAUAGUUUCUCAUUAGGAAAGCCCCCGCUGAGGGACAGGCCUCAGGCCCUUCCCUGAGCCUCCCCCACCUAGGCUAUGACUUCCUUCAAGGCGGCCCCCAGCUCUGGGAAGGAAUACUGGUAGCCAGCAGCCAGUGUCCGCCUUGGGACUACCUUCUGGCCCUCCAGCAGCAUGACGGCACGUUCUCGCCCAAAGACAGCUUGUACCACCGUGCUGGGGAGAGGGAUGAGGGCUGGGCGGCCCAGGGCUGCGCCCAAGGCCCGGGCAAACUCAGCGUUGGUAGUGGAGGAGGCUGGAGCCACUCCGUUCAGGACCCCUUGCACGUGGCUGGCUUCAAGGGCGUGGGCUAGGAUUCCUGCCAAGUCUCUGAUGUGAAUCCAGGGGAAGAACUGGUGGCCUGAGCCGAUGGGGCCCCCCAGGCCCAGGCGGAAGGGCAGCAGCAUGUGACCAAUGGCACCGCCUCCACGGCCCAGCACAACCCCUAGAGCGGGCAAGAAGGACGGUACAGGAAGGCCCCUUAGCCUCCAGGCAGUCCCACUGUUCCUCCCUGCUUCCCCUUCCUCACCUUUUCCCCAUGCUGACUGCUCUGUGGCAGGCAAGGGGUGUGGCUCUCUUUGGGAUGUCCCGCCCUCCCACCUGUAGGUUAGCUAGAAGUGGAGGCAUCCUCUGUAAGCCCAGCUCCCCUUAUCCCCCCACCCUCCCAGCCCAGAGAAGGCAUUCCAACCCUGUCUGAUACCCAGGGCCCUGGUUCUCACCGGAGCGCACCACCACUUGGCGUGUAGAAUCUCCAGGAAGCCUCGCUGCAGCUUCCCAUUUGGUUACAAGUUUGGAGAAAAAGUCAAAAUCCCCUCCUGGGCUGUCCUCAUCGUACUCGGCAGUCAGGCUGGGCUGGUAGUAAGCUGCCGGUGGAACAGCAUUUGUUUGCUCUGCGUGUCCUUGGUCCUGUCUGGCCCUUUGCAGUCAAGGCUCCCCUUGGCCUCACCCUCCUUGGCCCUUGGGAUCUCCCCACGGGAACUCAGAGCCAUGGAUAUUUUCCCCUUGAUCUUCUCCAUGAGCUGACCUGUUCCGGCCCUGGAGUCAUUCUUAUCUUUCGUUAUGGGGCUAAGCUGAGGUGCUAGAGUGAGAAGCUAAGAAUAAAGACUUGGGUGCCAGACUGCCUGAGUUUUAAUCUCAGCUCCACCAUUUAUUAACUCUGACUAAAGGCAAGUUACAUAAUGUCUCUGUGCAGAAUUUUUGUAUCUUUAGAAUGGGAAUAAUAGUACCUACUGCAUAGGUUUCUUGUAAGGAUUAAAUGUAAUAUGUGCAAAUCACUUAGAAUAGUGGCUAGUGUGUGUGUGUGUGUGUGUGUGUGUGUGUAUUUAUUUGGUCCCAAAGGUAAAAUACAAGCAUCAAGAAUUCUGUUCCUAAAGAACUGUGCUAUAAGAAAUAAGGGACCUGGAAGUAGGUGGGACUUCCCUGGCACUGGGAGCAGUGCCACUCCCUUCACUUUCUCUGAGGUCCCCAUUUCUCAGUGAAAGUACACAAAAGUCAGGAGAAAUAUGCAUGGAAUGAGGCCCUAGGUAGAUCCCGUGCUUGGAAAAGACCAGCACUCUGGGGCCUGAGCUGCUCCUCACUGUGCUCCCUCCUUUCCCUGGCUAGUCUAAGGGUUGGUGGUGUGGGACAUACCUACACCUGUGACUAAGACCCAGACCUGGGGGGAUUGUGGGGCUUUGGCAAUGGCUCUAGCCAGCAUUUGGGUGGUCUCCAGGCGGCUGCUGAGAACCUCUUUUUGGAAGGCUUCAUUCCACCUGCAGGAGAAACAGGAGAAAUAAAAUGCCACUAAAUACAUGUACAUACCCUUCCUUUCCUCUCUUUCCCUGGGGCCCAUCCAUAUCCGUUUCUAAUAAAACCCUGCAUUGCAGCUUA